Cetraspora pellucida is the source of this 408-nucleotide messenger RNA. Lineage: Eukaryota; Fungi; Glomeromycota; Glomeromycetes; Diversisporales; Gigasporaceae. The record is from the annotation of a GenBank genome assembly.
AUGAAAGAUCCACAAGAAAAAAAGUUCACCAACCAAUUCCGAAAGAUUAGUAAAAGUCUACAAGGCUUACUAGAAAAGGUCGAAAGAUCAGAAGUUCACUUACUAAUAAACGCCGAAAGACAAGAGGAAAGUCUGCAAGAAGUUUUCCAAAAACAUCGAAAGACAGGAGGAAAGUCCACAAGACAGUUCUUCAAAACUACCAAAAACAAGAAAAUCUACAAGAAAAUUCUCCAACAAACAAAAGAUCCACGAGAAAGUUCACCAAACAAUUCUGAAAGAUUAACAAGAGGAAAGUCUGCAAGAAAGUUCUCCAAAAACGUCGAAAAACAAGAGGGAAGUCCACAAGAAAGUUCUCCAAAAACGUCGAAAGACAGGAGGAAAGUUUACAAGAAAGUUCUUAAAUAUUGA